This is a messenger RNA of Symbiodinium natans, 1107 nucleotides long. NCBI's taxonomy places the organism in Eukaryota, Dinophyceae, Suessiales, Symbiodiniaceae. The record is from the annotation of a GenBank genome assembly.
AUGCGGACUUCCAUCGGAGUUUGCAGACAACAUGGCCGGUGGUUAUGGGGAGGUUGUGGUCGGCAGUUGGGCGCAAGGUGCCGUUCGGCGCGAUACGCCAGGACGUCUGCGCCGGAACGUCUUGCGGACAACCCGUUCCCGGAUUUCGAGGAAGGUCUGGAAAACGAGCUGGAUGCAUUGGGCCGGCCGUCGUUGCAAGAAGAAUGGCCCGACAUCAGCGGACAGGCCUCCCGUCCCAGCAAAGCCAAGCCAUCAGGCGUGAAACAUGCGCCAGACGAUUUGGGUGACUUCAUUCUUUCCUUGGCGGUACGCCGACAUAAGACAGGAUAUGCCCUACUUCGCUUCCGAGAUGCAUUGCCAUUGCAGUUCGGCUUGGUGGACUACGCAAAGCAUGGUGCAGAUGACGCGCAGAAGAAAGGAUUGGAGGUGUUGGCCGUCUUGCGUGAUUUGCGCCAGAUGGCUCCGCGGAAGCUAAUGCAGCUUAUUGGUGAGAGUGAGGACAUGGAGGUUCUGGAGGAAGAGUUCCGGAGCAGGCAGUGGAAGUGGAUUGUCGCCAUGGAUGACUCCACCAUUGAUCGCGGUCCACCUAAGACGGUUCGGGAAAGCCAUGCUCAACGAACUGUGUCGAUGUUGCAGGGGCUAGUGAUUGCUGACUGCAAGCGGAUCUUCAAAUCUGCGCCGCAAGUCAUCCAUCCCAGAAGGAGCCGCCUGAACGUGGGGGUGAAGGGCGGCCCAAAUGAAGAAGCAAGGAAAGAGUUGUUUGACAUUGCAUGCAAAGAGGUGCCGGACUUUCCUGUGAUUCGCCACCGCACUGGAACAAUCUCAGAGGACACGUUUGCCAUGUCAGAUGCGUGGGCAUCUGCCAGGAUGGCGCAGCGAGUGGUUCUUCUCGCCCAAAAGCGAGAGGACCAGAAGUUGAUGGCCUUUCUCCGCGAACAAGCUAUCGACUCGAAACCAAUCAAGAAGCUUGCGCAGGUGGUGUCGGAACUCUAUCCUCGACGUGAGAGCAAAGAACUCUCUGAUGUGAUGGAGAAGAAGAUCGAAGCAAUGGUCGCGGAGAAGCUGAACAAGAUCCUAAACGAGGAGCUUCGAAGAGCACGUUCCUGA